Truncatella angustata is the source of this 792-nucleotide messenger RNA. RefSeq names its product LicD family-domain-containing protein. The coding region runs from base 1 to 792 and encodes 263 amino acids. Lineage: Eukaryota; Fungi; Ascomycota; Sordariomycetes; Amphisphaeriales; Sporocadaceae. The record is from RefSeq and is a predicted model, not a curated record. The transcript is spliced from 3 exons.
AUGCAUCUGCUCCGAUCAAUAUUAGUUGCCCCUGACACAAAAUAUUUCCACGAACCCGGCGGCGACAAUGAGCUUGGUCACUACGACAUCCGGUAUUUCAAGAACAGGGUGCCGUACGAGGAGCACAGGCCGGCAUUGCAACACCUCAUCCGGUCAUAUCUCACGACCUUCAAGUCCUUAGGCGUGGAGACGUGGUUGGCGCAUGGCACAUUACUGGGAUGGUGGUGGAACGGGCGCAUCAUGCCCUGGGACUAUGACCUCGAUGUGCAGGUCUCGGCCGCGACUCUGCACUACCUGGGCAAGAACCUAAACCGGACGCACCACGAGUACACCUACACGGACCCGACCACCGGUGCGACGCUGAAGAAGGAGUACCUGCUGGACAUCAACCCUCACCACAGCGACGUCGGCCGGGGCGACGGCCAGAACGUCAUCGACGCGCGAUGGAUCGAUCUGAGCAACGGCAUGUUCAUCGACAUCACGGGCCUGGCGGAGAGGGAGCCGACGAGGCAAGCGGGCGUGUGGAGCUGCAAGAACUUCCACAGGUACCGCACGACCGAGCUGUACCCGAUGCGCCAGACGGAAUUCGAGGGCGUACCGGCUACGAUCCCGUACUCGUUCGACCGAAUCUUGACGGAUGAGUACGGAACCAAGAGUCUCGUGACCACCGAGUGGGAAGGACACCAGUGGAAGCCGGAGCUCAAAGAAUGGGUGAAGAAGCCCGAGCCCCCGCAACAGCAAGCAGUCAACAAAUUCGGCCAGUUUCAGAGCAAGCCGCAAGGAAGCCACUAA